This is a messenger RNA of Homalodisca vitripennis (glassy-winged sharpshooter), 3762 nucleotides long. RefSeq names its product facilitated trehalose transporter Tret1-like. NCBI's taxonomy places the organism in Eukaryota, Metazoa, Arthropoda, Insecta, Hemiptera, Cicadellidae. Bases 61 to 1602 code for a protein of 513 amino acids. Gene Ontology annotation, molecular function: transmembrane transporter activity. The record is from RefSeq and is a predicted model, not a curated record. Gene Ontology annotation, biological process: transmembrane transport. The transcript has 8 exons. Gene Ontology annotation, cellular component: membrane.
GCCACGGUGAGCCAGGGGGGCCUGGAGUACUCAGUCUAGUGCCGCCAUCAGCCAGUCACCAUGGAUAGCACCGACACGGACACUAGGGGAAAUGUGGCAGAGUCCCCCUCCACAUUCCGCUCCACCCUUUCACAGGUGUUGGGAGCUACGGCUUUCGGCUUCGUGAUCAUGGGAGUGGGUCUAAUCUUCGGCAUGCCUACCAUCGUGAUCGGCGAGUUGAUGAAGCCCAACGCCACUACCAUCCACGGAGUCGCCUUCGACGAUUACUCAGCCUCCUGGUUUGGCAGUAUAAUCUUCAUCAGCCAACCCAUUGGAUCUUUGACGUCUGGCUUCCUGCAGGACCUGUUUGGCCGUAAACGAUGUAUGCUGGUGGUGACCAUUCCCCAGAUGAUUGGUUGGUUGCUGCUCUACAGCGCUGAUUCUGUCCCUUGGCUCUACACAGCCGUUACAGUCAUGGGUCUCAGUGUGGGCUUCAUGGAGGCUCCAGUGCUCUCUUACAUCGGUGAAAUCACGGAACCGAGGCUUCGUGGUGUUCUCAGUUCCAUUGCGGGGAUUUUCCUCAAUGUAGGCAUCAUGCUGGAGUGCUACAUAGGGGCUCUAACCGACUGGCGAAGCUUGGCACUCAUCAGUGCUCUAGGACCUGUUCUCAUUUUCAUUCUACUCUCCCAGGUACCAGAAUCGCCGGCAUGGCUGGUAUACAAGGGUCGAGUAUCGGAUGCUGAGAGAGCCUUAUGCUGGCUCAGAGGAUGGGUGGCUCCCAUUCAUGUCAGCAAGGAGUUGUCCUCUCUGGUGGCUCAUGUCGACCAGAGAAAUGUCAGGAUUGUUAAGGCCAAAGACCAGGAUUACCACCAAGUGCCAUCGCAUGACAUUGGAAACCAGAAAAGAGCGAAAAGAUCCGAGACAAUGCAGAAUAUUCAUUACUUCCUGCAGCCAGCAACCCAGAGGCCUCUGAAGUUGAUCCUUAUUUACUUCUUCUGCUCGCAUUGUGCUUCUCUCAUUGGCGUGCGACCCUUCCUCGUCCAGAUCUUUGACAGUCUGCACUUUCCCAUCGAUUCCAAGUGGGUUGUGGUGAUGGUCGGUACUCUGCAAGUGCUGGGCAGUAUUGGUUGUAUGCUCGUCAUGAAACUCCUGGGCAAGCGAGGCCUCUCCUUCCUCUCCAUGUCAAUCUGUGUGAUCUGUGCUGUCGCCAUAUCGGUCUAUGUGGUCCUUGGGGUCAACCCUCCUUGGGUUCCCAUGAUCCUCUUCUGUGUGCUCUUCUUCGCAGCACAACUUGGGAUUGGAUCCAUUCCUUGGAUGCUCAUCAGUGAAGUCUUUCCUAUUCAGGGCAGAGGUAUCGCAGGCGGUGUCUCAGCAGCUUGCGGUUACAGUUUCAUCUUCAUCGUGACAAAGUUUUACAUCAACCUUGAACAGUGGUUCUCCAUGUGGGGAGCACUACUGGUCUACGCCGUUGUAGGACUCUGGGGCAUCAUCUACCUCUACUUCUGCCUACCAGAGACUGAGGGUAAGACCUUGCAGGACAUUGAGCCCUACUUCCUCACCAAGCGUGAGAGAGAACGUCUUGAGAAGUCACACUCCAUCAAGAAUCUGCCUGUUGAGAUCUAACUUGAGGUGUUAAUUGUACAUAAAGUCUCAGUAUGGUGCAAUGCCAGGCAGCGUUAAUUGCAACAUGAGUUGCUCAUAUAUACCUCAUUAAUGUAAACCUGGAACAAACUUUGGUGUUUGAAACGAUCCCUCAAAAAUCUACUCCUGACAUAUCUGAUACUCCUUAAUACUUUAAGUUUUUUUACUAUCGAUGCUGGUUCUUAUUACAAUCUAUUGGUUUAGUGUAUCAAAAAGAAAGAUAGAAGAAUCAUGCUACUUCUUAAAACCUAAGUAGUAAUAAGUAUCCACUAUGUAAUUAGAAAAAUUAUUUUUGGAGAGUAACGAGAUUUGGGUAAGUAGUCUGUGGAUCACACGUUAAAAAAAACUAUAGUACUUGGAUUUUUGAAAUUUCAUUGAUCCAUUUGUUAUAAUAAAACAUUCGCGUUUUUAAUUGUUCUAUAUUUUAUAUAAAUAUGUGUCUACUUGAACAGAAUGUGAAUUUGUGGUUCUCAACUUAUUCAGAGUUUUUUAACAGGAUUUCAGGCAUUGUAAAAGUCAUGAAUUAAAGAAUUUCUUCCAAUCCAAUUGAAUGACGUAGGCUAUUAUACAGCUAUUUCAAAUGGAAUGAAAAUAAAUGUGUUAAUUAAGGGCCAAUAUAAUGUUUAUUUUAAUUUUAGUUUAAGAUAACAAAUUAAGGAGCUAAUUAAAAUCAGAUACAAUAGUACGAUAAAACACAUUCAAAUUGAAAUAUGAUUGUGUUGGAAAGAAAGAGGAUUCUUCUUAUUAAUAAUAAAAAAUAAAGUAUAAUAUAGUAAUAAUAUUACCUCAAUAUUAUCUUGGUUGUGUACACGCUCCCAUAUGAUAUUAAUAGUGCAAAUAGAGAAGACAUGGGUUCUUCAGGUAUUCACUUUCUGAAUUUAUUAUUGUGAAUUAAGUGUUGUAAUCUGUGAUAGGUUUUUAUAUAUGUUUUACUAUCUAUAAUCUGUGACAUGUUUUAUUAUAUAUGUAUGAUAAGUGUACAUUUACUAAGUAAAUGUACUUGUUUUAAGUAGUUGAUAGAACAUAUUUAGAUUUAAGUUAAAUGUAUUAAAAAAAUAAUGGAAAGUUUUAUGUUUAAAUUGUAAAUUAAUUUUGAUGUCUGGUUUUGAUAUUGUAGAUAAUAGAUAAAACUUGUUGUACAUAAUACAUGGGUCAGUCAAAAAGUAACUUCUACUAUUUUUCUCUUUUUAACCGUUUAAGUAAAUAUAUGUUAUUGUAUUACAUACAAUGAAAAUCAAAAUACUGUUGUGUAAUUUGUCAUUUUUCAAUACAGUCUUCAUCCAUUCGCAGUCUUGCUUCACAAGGGUUUAUAUUUCUGUUUGGUCUUCCUUCUAUCUUACCAAUGUUCCUUCAAUUUUCAAUCUCCCAUCUUCAAAGUGAAUGAAUAAUGAAUGAAUGAAUUCAUUUUAAAUCCCAUGUUGAGCAGCUCAAACAGAUAGAAGUUUGAAUUCACUACAUCAGGACUGUAUUGGGAUGAGUGAAGACUUUCCAUUCAAUCUCCAAGAUCUUAUCAGCAAUGAGAACUUUUUCCUCCAUAAUUUUAUGUGAUGCCAAUUCACCCACUUCCUCUUUGAUUCAAGUUCAAAAAUUGAACUCAUUUUAUCUUUUUAGAUAUAACUUUCAGAAACUCUUUUAAAAAAUCUAUAAUUUCUCUCUUUUAUUAAAACACUUUGCAUUUGGAGGCUAUCUUUUUUUCAAUUUAUCGAGGUUGGUUAAUUUUCUUGGUUCCUAACGUGCACAAACUCUGUGUAAUCUAGGUGGCAUGUAAUCGUCACUAGACGCUGUCUUUACUUACAGAAAUACUGUGAUAUAUUUCAUUUUUUGUCUCCGAGCAGAGCCUGAAAUAGUUGAGUCAUGCAUGAAUCAUUUCAGCCGUUGGUCUUCAAAUGGGUAUUUUAUCCUCCAAAUUCAAGAACUAAAUCACAGAAUCUUAUGUUAACAAUAAAUAGCUCAAAAGUUUUCUGCUCCACAUUAACCACCAACUGUAUAACAUCUGUCAACUGUUAAGGGCUCUCCACAGGGAGACCAAAUUAUUUCAUUUAAUUGUGUAAGCAAGGCAGUCUAAAAUGAGCAACAUCAACGAUUUUGUGAAUGGAUGCAAUGCUGUCCCCUGUUGUCAGAGAACGUUUCUACCACGUUUUC